AUGACCGAGAAACUCGACCUGAACUCAACACACAAUAUUCCGAAGUUCUAUCUGGAUGGAGAUAUCUAUCCGUUCGCGUGGGACCGCGCCACGGCCACCGAACCGUUUGAUACCAGUGGUUUGCCGUCGGCUGAUUAUGCCUUAUACCUGUUCAAUAUUGUCAAGUUCCACCUGGGCCAGAUGUACCGAUUCUUUGACGAAAAUACCUUUGUUUCUCAGAUGCAUGAAUUCUACGCGAGCGAUGCGGUUGAAAAGGCCAGCAAACCUCGUUUCUGGUUCCUACAAUUUCUGCUGGUCCUUGCACUUGGAAAUGCGUUCGUGUCGCGGCCUCGAAGCCACUCCAGCCCACCGGGCGCCAAGUUCUUUGCGCGUGCGAUGUCCAUCAUGCCCAAUCAUACCUCUACAGGAAAAGAUAGUCUGUUGGCCAUCGAAGCCUUGGCCCUGGCCGGGUUGUAUCUGUAUGCAAUAGACCACAGAGAGGCGGCUCACGUAUACGUCGGUCAUGCGGUACGCAUAGCACACAUGGAGGGUUUACACACCCAGCUUCCGGAAACAGAACUAGGUACUGCAACGGUAGCCCGAUGCCGAAACCUGUGGUGGACCUUGUACAUCAUGGACAGACAUGUCUCCUCGUCGCUGGGACUCCCGAUGACGACCAAGGACAGCGACAUCAGCACUCUGAUCAACACCCCGAGCAUGGAUUUCCAUGACAUCACAUUUAGCCUACAAGUGAGGCUGUCGCAAAUGCUGUCCUUUAUUUUAAGCACCAUCUAUAAGACGGAGAAGACCCAGCUCGGAAGGUUUCUAGAGAUUACGAGAAACAUUUUGCACGCCAUGGCUAAACAUGCUGAGGAGAUUGAGAAGAUGAUGCAGAUUAGCUUCCAGAGCUCCAUGGAUAACGUGCCUCAGGAGAUGCGUCAUAUAAUCUUACUAUACCAUGAGUGCGUGAUCGUCGCCACCAGGCCUCUGCUCUUGUCCGUUCUGAAGGAACGGCUAGAGAAGUUAGGGCGUGCAGAGGAAGACUGGCAAAAGUUUUUAGCCCUCCCCAAAUCCUUGAUAUCCAUUGGGAUCAAGUCUGCCGAAAAGACGCUUCAGAUAUUGUCGGACGAAAAUGGCCACCUCGAAACUUUCCUUCCAUUUGAUCUCGAAUUUACAUACGCAGCUGCUCUACAUCUGACCAUGGCGAACACGCUCUACCCACCCGGCACCAACGAUGACACGUAUAAGGUUCGAAAGGAUGAGUUGCGCUGCAUCGAGGGGCUAUUCCAAGAGUUCGCCAAACGAGUACAGCAGGAAGGCCUGCAAGUUCUCACUUUGUCUGGUCGGGGACUUGUGGAGGCUGGACCAGACGAAAAUCCUAGUCAAGAAUGCCGGGGACAAACGCCCGCGACAGAGCCUCCAACCUUCACAGAGUCAUCGGCCCAGUCACCAUCCGUAAAUCAGUCUCUGACGGCCAGCGUCGAUCCCCUCGACAAUGUGAUCGGCAUAUCAUCCUAUGAAUUCCUCUCUAUUGUGGAUCAGAUCGGCGGCUCUGAAAUGCCCUACGUCUUGAACGUAGGCCCGGACUGGAUGGACGGCGGUGCUGUCACAUAUCCGUUUGGGUGA
Molecule: messenger RNA, 1605 nt
Organism: Aspergillus pseudonomiae
Lineage: Eukaryota; Fungi; Ascomycota; Eurotiomycetes; Eurotiales; Aspergillaceae
Product: fungal specific transcription factor domain-containing protein
Exons: 6
Coding region: 1-1605 (534 amino acids)
Biological process (GO): positive regulation of transcription by RNA polymerase II; DNA-templated transcription
Cellular component (GO): nucleus
Molecular function (GO): zinc ion binding; sequence-specific DNA binding
Source: RefSeq, a predicted model, not a curated record